UGAGCGGUGGGCUGGACGUGUUUCUUCAUCCACCUAAACCCUUGGACAUCCUCUCCCGAACACAGACUCAGAGCGGAGACAGACACGCGUGGUGCGGGAUGAGCGCGCGGGAUUACGCAUGCGUGACGGUGCGGGGUCGCGCGCCCUGGGGCUUCCAGCUGCGCCAAAGUGACACGGAGCCGCACAGUCGUGUUCAGGUGCACCAGGUUGAAGAAGGCAGCCAUGCAUCCAUGGCUGGUCUGUGUAAGGAUGAUGAGCUCGUGUCUGUUAAUGGAGUAUCCUGCUCCAGCCUCAGCCUUGCAGAGGUUAUUGUUCUCAUUGAGAAAGCCACUGACUGCCUGCAACUGCUGGUAAAAAGAUGCUGUUUAUUCCCUCAACAAAAGUCUCAGUCAGUUAACACCACACUCCAGGCUUCCUGGAGGGAAUUGAGGCAAUCCUACAAAUCUGAGAAGGUAGAUGAGGCACAUUAUGGAGGGACAAACAGUGAAACAGAGCGCCCUGCAGGGAACACCAUGGUCCGAACUCAAUUCUGCAUUCCAGCUCCUAAGGACAGAACUGGACCAGACAACUAUAACGCUAGUGAUGGAAGCCCCAGGAUAGAAAUCACUCCAGGAGCUGUAGUGGAAUUGCAGUUGUCCCUCUCUCAGACCACCUUGGAAGACACAGGCUGUACCUCAUUAGGAAGUGCCCGGGGAGUUACAGAAGACUUGUGCCAUCAAACAAACAUUGAAAAUGACACUACAACCAGUGCACAAAGCUCGCCUUUCUAUAUACCACUGCAUGAGAGAGAGCCUCUAGGUCAGCGAGGUGUGCUUGUCAGUUCUCCCUCUGCUUUGCUGGGACAGGUGGAGGUUACCAUACAGCCAUCUGGGAGGGACUCUGGAACAGAAAAAGUGGGGGCUGGUGGGACUGAGGCAACAGCUAAUGAACAACAGGAUUAUGCUGAGGGGGAAGGAGGGCACACGGAUGAAGAGCCCACCUCCUUCUCUGUCUCCUUUGGAAUUCCAUCAGAAGAGGAGGACUCGGAGUCAGAGAGGGAGCUCAACAAGCCCAACAAGCACCGGCCAAGGCACGCCAGGCUCCGACGAAGUGAAAGCCUGUCUGAAAAGCAGGUGAAGGAGGCCAAGUCUAAAUGCAAGCGUAUUGCCCUCCUCCUAACUGCUGCUGCCCCUAACCCUAAUAAUAAGGGGUUGUUGAUGUUCAAGAAGCAUAGACAAAGGGCCAAGCAGUACACACUUGUAAGCUACGGAACUGGAGAGAAUGAACCAGAAUUUGAGGACGAAGACGACGAAUAUAAUGACAAGGAAACACAUGCUGUUGAGUUCACAGUUCUAGCCACCAGUGAAACUGAAAUUGAUGAAGAUUUUUUCACAAAUUCUUCAGGCCACAAGAACAUUGUAACCUUUGAUUUGGAUACUGGACUUCUUGAGAUAGAACGCAAGCUUUACAACCAAGAGGAUAUGAACGCACUCCCUGAAACUAAGGGCAAAGGGGCCCUGAUGUUUGCACAGCGUAGGCAACGCAUUGAUGAAAUAGCAGCUGAACAUGAAGACAUGAGAAGUAAAGGGAUUCCUGUUGAGGGUAUACAGGAAGCUGAGGAAAAGUACCAACAGCCAAAUCAGCACUCUUGCAUUCAGACAAAUGACAGCCAGAAUUAUAUUGAUGUAAAUGUGCACCACCAACAGCAACACCAGCAAUACCAACAAUAUCAAGAACAGCAUUAUCAACAGCAACAGCAGCAUCAAUAUCAAGAAUUCCAACAGCAGAUGCAGUACCAUCAGCAACAACAUCAUUAUCAACAACAGCAGGAAUGCCAGCAGGGUCAACAAUAUCAGUCUCAACAAUGCCAACAACAGCAGCAGGUGCAACAAUACUUUCAUAAUUUGAAUGGUGAGUCUAGUCACCAAACAAAUGUAGUGCAAUCAUCAGUGAUUAACAGAAGUGCCAAGCCAUUCUCAGUUCAGAAUAGAGCAGCAGCCCCAUUUUCCCCUUCUGCAAACCAAGAGCAGUCUUAUUAUUCAGAUGGACAAGGGGAACAAAUUGCAUCCAGAGAUGAGCGAAUUUCUGUACCUGCAAUUAAAACAGGAAUCUUACAAGAUACAAGGAGAAAGACCAAAGCUAAACCCAUGUUCAAUUUUAAAGAGCCUCAGAAAGUUUCCCCAAAUCCAGAGCUGCUGAAUCUUCUCAACAGGAAUGACAAGAGGGCAGGCUUUGAUUCUGGUACAGAGGAGGAUUAUCUAAGCCUGGGGGCAGAGGCCUGCAACUUUUUACAGUCCACUAAAUUAAAGAACAAAACCCCACCACCAGUUGCUCCCAAACCACACGUACACCCAGGUACUCCUCCAUGGUCACCACAACCAGAAAUUGCAAGCCAGCAAUUUCAAGAUGCUGAAAAUAACAUCCCUGUUACUUCCAAGGAUCCUGUCCCUGAAAUGGAGUCCUCAGCCAUACCAGAGGAAGAGACCUCCAGAGCACAUGCUACUGAUCAAAACGAAGCUUCUACCAAACCCCACUCACAGGUUCAAACAGAAGCAGUCAAUGCAUGGGGUCUAUCUGAAACACAAAUACAGUCAGGUCAGCAAAUAGAUACUUGGCAUGAGAAUCAAUCCCAGCCACAGUUGCAUUCUAAGCCAGAGCCAGAUGUCAGUUCUUGGGGUCCAUCUUCAACUCAGGCUCUUGAGCAGCCACCAGUAACGGCUUGGGGUUCAGCUGAGGUUCCAUCACAAGUCCUUGCCCAGAAUCAGUCACAGAUGCAGACACCUUGGGUGACACAAUCUCAAGUCCUUUCAGAAGUGCAACCACACCCAGCUGUUCCUGCACAAUCACAGCCCCAGCCUUCCUGGGUGACACAAAGUCAUCCCCAACAUCAACCCCACCCUCAAACUCAAAUUAGUACAUGGGGAACAGCCCCAACUCAAUCACCACACCAACCCCCAUGGGCCCAAAGUCAAGUGCCAGAGCAAGCAUCUGUCAGUACUUGGUCCCAAGAUCUUAAUCAGCCCCAAGUACAGCCAUCCUGGGCCCAACAGCAACAAGAGUCUCAACCAAUACCACCUUGGACAGCCUCUCAACAGCAACCCCAGGCUCCUUGGAUUCAACCACAGAGUCAGCCACAGCCUCAACCAUCUUGGGCCUCUCAGACCCAACAGCAAACCCUGCCACAACCACCUGUAAAUACAUGGAAUCAAUCUCAGAGUGUAGCUCAAAUGCAGCCCCCAUGGACUCAUCAGGCACAACCAUCCUCUCAGCCUUCAGCACAAAUGCAGCAGCAACAGAACCCUUGGACCUCAGUACCCCCCCAGUCACAACCACACCCGGCAUGGGCACCACAGCCUCAAGAGCAUCCACAGCAAAUAAUGAAUUCAUGGGCACCAGAGCAGAACAAAAUACAGACACACUGGAAUCAGCCACAAUCUCCAGCUCAGGCACAACCUCCCUGGUCUCAUCCACCUCAGCAACAGACACAGCCACAGUCUCAAUCUCAAACAGUUUUAAGUACAUGGACACCACGAACCCAGCAAGGUCGAGCCAUUACCAUGGGUUCUACUGAAAGUCAAAAGUUGGCUCAGCCAGUCAAACCUUGGAGUCCACCUCAGACCACUCAACCUCCUCCACAUCAAGUGAACUUAAAUACACCUAGAUCAAAGGUACCAUCACACAUGUCAGGAAUGCCAGGAAUGGGUUCAGCCUCUGGAAUGGGUCCAGCUUUUGAGAUGCCAGCCUUGCGAGGGAAAGGUGCUGAACUUUUUGCUAAGAGGCAAUCCAGAAUGGAAAAAUAUGUGGUGGAUUCAUCUACAGUGCAAGCUAACAAGGCACUUGGAAGAAGUUCAUCUCUUUCUCCGCCAGUUAGACUGUCACCACUGGGCCUUGGUUCCAGGUCUGCAUCAGUUUCUCCAUCACCCACACCUUCAUCUUACACUACACCUUUCUCGAGCUACACCUCUCACUUAACAGAGAGACAGGUACUCUUCCUGGAGAAGGGACGCAAGCCACCAACCCCAUGGGAGGCAGCGUCACGUCACCCACUGGGUCUAGUGGAUGAAGCCUUUGCCGAACAGGACAUGCAACACUCUAUUGCUUCUAAUCUGCGCUCAGCAGCCCAUCGCAAAAUGCUACCUGAACCUCCAGCUGAGUGGAAGGCCAAGGUUGCAUAUGAGCCUCCACCAAAGAUCCAGGGGUGGAGAAUGAAUCAGCCAUCUUUGUCAUUCCUUUCCCCAACCAAAAGCACAGCAUCUGCCCCUGCGGCCCCCGUACCAUAUGGAUCACCUUUUAGACAGUCUCAGCCACCCAGAUCUAUGACUGAGGCCAGUCUUGGCUCUUCUGUGUCUGGAAUACAGUACAGAAGGCCUCUGGGACAGCCAGUAUAUAGAAGCACAUACAGUAACACCUUGAGAUGGUAAAAUCGUGGUAGGAGUUUUAAUAUUUCGGCUUCAAAAGUCAGUGCAAAUACAGCAGGUUCUGAAAGGUUUUGUACAAAGUUGUUUCUAAAAGUAUCCUUGAAAGAAAUGACUAGUCACUGUAAUUUCUAAAAUUAAAAAAAUAGGAGGUUUGAACAGUAUUGAAAUGUCACAUAUUAAGGGAUUUAAGAGAAGUCUGAAAGAUGGAAAUGUAAAGUGCAGAAUAAGAGAUAGCUUAGCAGCUGGUGAUGAAGCAUGAACUUCCAAAUGCUUGAAACAUUGCCAUGCUUCAAUAUCGUAAUACAAUGUGUAUACAACACAAAAAAUACAGUAUAACACUGCCAGCUUUGCUAUAUGUUUUCAUAUAAACAGUAAUCACUCAUAUAAAUAACGUGGCCUAUCGGUGAAAGACUGAAGAGACUUGAUGAGAGGUUACAUGGAAAAUGUUCCAUAUUUUCACAGCACAUUAGUGGCAUAUAAAUAGCACAUUCUGGAUUUCUACAUCACAUAAGUGGCAUGUUGAUGUGCUUUAAAAGAUGCAAACAAUUUCAGUAACUGAAAUCAGCCUUGAGUAAUAUUAAGUAAUGCAUUUGUUAUCAUGAACAACAAAUAAGCUACCACUUCAGUAAUGGCUAGUGCAUGUUUAGUGUUGACUGAUUAACAUUAAAUGAUGCACAUGAAUUAAAUAAAAUGAACAAUGCCUAAAAACUGUGUUUAGUAACGCUUAUUAUGUGGUACUGAUGCUGUUGCACAAAUAUCAUUUUAUGUUAAUGCUGAAUAUGUUGUAGGGCUACAUUUCUAAGACAUCGUUGUUUUUUAAAUCUAUAAGCUUUUUUGUUGUUAUAAAUCUUUCAGCUUAAUACCACCAAAUGUAAUAUUGGCUAUGUCUACAGAACAUAUCUACUGAAUAUGAACUACCCUUCACUGUGUGUUGUUCAUACUAGCAAAUACAUUCCUUUACAUUACAAUACUACCUAAUGUUACUGUAAGCAGAGUCUUAACACAAUUUACAUGGGCUUAUGUUGAAUUAAGCAUUUUCUUUCUCAUAGGGUUGACAAUGCAUGCACUGGUUCACAUGCGUUCAGACUAACUGCUAGUUCAGCACAAACUCAAGUGUGGCACAUGUGAUAUAUUAUGUGACAGACAGGUGACAAAUUAAAGAAAAAACGAGCAUAAUAUACUCUAUUUAGUAAUGUGUUGGGUGAACAGUCUCAAUGCACAUUGGGACAUCUCUGGAACUGUAUUAGGGGAGGCACAGCAUUACUCACAUUACUGCAUUUUGGAGAGCAAAUCAAUCCAAAACCUCCCAUUAGUAUUCAGUUAGUUUAAUAUCUGGUGAUCACAUUGGAUUUAUAUAAUUUUCAUUCUCAUCAAACCAUCCAGUGCUUUCUCAUGCCCUGAGAAUGGGGGUUCAGACUACUCCCAUGAGAGUAGAAAUGUUUCAUAGAGUAAAUGUGAUCAGUCAAAGUAACUUUGCAUUGAUUUUCGGUUAUCCUUUCCUCUGAAGGGACAGGUCAGCCAAAACCAUGGCAGCAAAAUAUCCCACACAGCAUAACAGCCACUGUUUUGUUUUGUUUUUUCUUUUAAUUUGUCUACUGUCUGUAGUAGUUACAUAAGUCCCACUUUUACAUGAGGUGUCAUUAUUGUAACUUUUAACUAGGAGUUCAAUGAGGCCUGUUAAGCCCCUUUAGCAAUUUUGUUCAGUUUAUGUGAGUUUUAAGCCACAGGAAAUCAUGUGUUUGUGUGAAAUUAUUUUAGCACACAGUUUAGUUUGUCAAGGGUGACAACUUGUGCAUUUCUUCUUUUUUUUUAAUUGUCACAGUCUUUUUACCAAUUUCCCAACAUUGCAUGCUGUCGUACUGUGAUUUGCAAAAGUCACUGAAACUGACAAUGUAUAUUUUACCAAUUGUUAGUUAGCUUUUAGCACUUCCUUUGACAAAGACAACAUUUGUGAGAAAAUCACUUCUAACUCCACAAUUAAAAUGAGAUUUGAAGUUCA
Molecule: messenger RNA, 6396 nt
Organism: Hemibagrus wyckioides
Lineage: Eukaryota; Metazoa; Chordata; Actinopteri; Siluriformes; Bagridae
Product: synaptopodin-2-like
Exons: 5
Coding region: 99-4400 (1433 amino acids)
Biological process (GO): positive regulation of actin filament bundle assembly
Cellular component (GO): actin cytoskeleton; nucleus; Z disc
Molecular function (GO): actin binding
Source: RefSeq, a predicted model, not a curated record